AUCAGGAAACUCAGACAUUGUUCUUUUGGAUUCAAAAAAAAAAAAAAAUCACAUUUCCCAUUUUCAAAAAUUCAUCAUCAUCAUUAUUAUUAUUAUUACUACUACCACCACUACUACUACUACUACUACUACUACUACUACUACUACUACUACUAUUACAAGUUUGUAGGGAGGGGAAGCAAUUCAAAGAUGGCUGCAGUAAAAGCUUAGAUAAGAUUUGUGAGCAGGAAUUAGCUUGGAUUUCAAGAAAUAUUACAACAAUCUAGGAUAGAAUAUUUUCAAGAAUUUGAAGCAGUCUUAAAGAACGCAAACUUCAUCCGAAACGAAACAAAAUGGAUGUGAAAUACACCCAAGAAACCACACAGGUUUACUACUUUAAAUACAUGAGAGAAUACCGAGCUGUGGCAGUUCUUUGGGGGAUUCUGACUAUAAUCUGGUGCAUCCUUACUGUUGUGGCUUUUGUCCAGCCACAAUGGAUUGGAGAUACUGAGACUAGUCCAGGCUACGGUCAUUUCGGAGUUUAUGCCCAUUGCUACCCAACCAGUACAACAUGGAGGUAUGGCUGUAAAGGGUCUUUCACUAAUUUUGCUUCAAUUCCAAAUGGAGCAUUCAAAGCAGUCACAUUAUUUGUCGGAAUAGCUGCUCUGCUCAGUUUGAUUUGUGUAGCAGCGCUUCUGCUCUUCUUUUGUUUCAAAAAAGUUAUUGUGUUCAACCUCUGUGGAAUCAUGGAAAUUAUUUCAGCUGUGCUGUUGUUUCUGGCGUGUAUUAUUUACCCAAGUGGAUGGGACCUGACCACAGUUAAAGACAUGUGUGGUCCCAAUUCAGGUCCUUACAAACUGGGCAAAUGUGGAAUCCGAUGGGCUUAUAUUUUAGCUAUUCUUGGUAUAAUUGAUGCUAUCUUACUGGCCAUUUUAGCCUUUAUUUUGGCCAGCAAAAGAACAAAACCUGAUGAUUACAGCGUGACAGGAAAAAUCACAAGAGCUGAGCUGUAUCCUAACUACAAUGACACAAUGCGUUCACAGGCGACAAUUAUCCGACCCACCAUGAUGUCCGUUCCUGAUAUUGGAGAUACAUACUCAGAAUAUUCCCAUCUUUCAAAUAAGAAAUCCCUUAUCAAUUUUGGCUUCCAGUUAUAAAAACAAACUUUCUUCUUUUUAACAAUUCCUCAACUUGAAACAACGAAAAUCUUACUAACAAUCUAUUUUUACACAAGCUUCCCUUAAAAACACUUUCAGAACAUAUUUCAAACUAUUUACAUUCUCAAUAAGGUUUAUAUAUUUGACUUGAGUAGUCAUUUGUCUUCUUCAUAUGUGUGUGUGUGUGUGUGUGUCACGUGAAUGCUCCAAGCUUACAAUAAAUGCAUAGAGAAGGCCUGGUGAAGAGAGCUGGAGUGACCCUCCUGUGUAUGUAAUUGUAUACUUUUCUAUGCGAAUGUUUAGAGUUGUAAUGUGUAUGCGUGUACAUGUAUGUUACUCUUUUUUUUAUACUGAAACUAAAAGUUUGUAUCACAAUUUGAGUUUCAUGCCCCAGCAAUCUUCAGGUGAGAACACAGUGGCAAGAAACUGGAGUCGUCUGGAAAAACAACUACAAGAAAGAGCAAACCAUGGAAUAAAGGAGAAACAAAUCAUCCACUAAUAGACAAAGAAUUUACUGUAAAGCUGCACGGGAACAUAAAACAUACACACACACACACACACAAAACUUUAAGUAGGAAGUAAAUAUUUUAAUGUAUUUCACAAUAACAAUAAGAAUAUAUAGAUUACAAUUAACAACUAUUAAAAAUAUGCCGUUUAUAAUUUCGUUUUUAAUCUAAAAUAUUCAUUUGCUGUUUUAGUUUUACAUUCAUUUUUCCAUGCUAGCAUGGGUUAGAAGAAUUCAUAUUAUUGGGGCAUUGUCUAACACAACCAAAUGCCUUUCCUGUUACUGGUUUUUCAAGUUAGGAAUUUCUCUUUAUUCUGCAUGUCUUUGGGAAGCUCAGACUUGAACAAUCAGUUGACAAGGAAUGACAACCAAUUUCACAAUUUGUAACUUAACAGUUUUUUUUAAUGUGAAACACAGAUUGUAAACAUUUAUACACACACACACACACAAACACAUUCAUCUGUACGUGUGUCUAUAUAUGUAUAUGCAUAUCAUAUAUAUAUAUACCCACAUAAACAGAUUCUAUAUAGUUUCCAGUACAUCACAUGCUAAACAUAGGAAGUGAAGUAAAAUCAUUUGUUAAAAUAUCCCACACAAAGACCCUAUUGCUGAAGCAGUCCUUAUAUGAUGCUGUGGGGACAAAAAUAAGUGUCAUGCAGGAGUUUGAGAGCAAAUAACGGAAACGGUACCACAAAUGUAGAAGGUACCUUUGUCAUAUGAUUCCAACAGCAAUCAAUAUUUGUGGAGACAAAUGAUGAUAAAUUUCACAUUCUUAAUCUUUUUGCCAGUUAUUAACAACAACAACAACAAGAAUAAUAUUAAUAAUAAUAAUAAUAAUAAUAAUAAUGAUAAUAAUAAUCAUCCUAAAUGUUUUUUGUAAAAGGCAUCAAUAAUAUUAAUAAUUGGAAAACUUAUCUUUUUAAAAGUUUACAUCUGCAAAUGUUUAAAUUUGAUUUAAUUUUCUAAUAAAUAUUUACCAUUUUC
Messenger RNA from Octopus bimaculoides (California two-spot octopus), 2625 nucleotides. RefSeq names its product LHFPL tetraspan subfamily member 3 protein. The record is from RefSeq and is a predicted model, not a curated record. Gene Ontology annotation, cellular component: plasma membrane. Gene Ontology annotation, biological process: sensory perception of sound. NCBI's taxonomy places the organism in Eukaryota, Metazoa, Mollusca, Cephalopoda, Octopoda, Octopodidae.